AUCAUGGUUUGUGUUGCUUUCAAAGCCACCAAGCCAGGGAGCUCAUGGAGAAAAUGGGUGGGAGUCAAACUGUCCAAUUCUGUAGUCUUGUUCUGCUCAUCCAUUCAAAUAAUAAUCUGCAUGACUUGGUUGGCCAUUUCUCCUCCCUUUCAGGAACUAGACCUUCACACUUACCCUGGAACCAUCAUCAUUCAGUGCAAUGAGGGCUCAGCUAUUGGCUUUUACUCAGUUAUUGGGUAUAUGGGGCUUCUGGCAGCUGUUAGUUUUGUUUUAGCAUAUUUAGCUCGGACAUUACCGGACAGUUUUAAUGAGGCCAAGUACAUCACUUUCAGCAUGUUGCUCUUCUGCAGUGUUUGGAUCACAAUGAUCCCGGCCUAUCUGAGCACCAAAGGCAAAAACACUGUGUGUGUGGAGAUAUUUGCCAUACUCACCUCAAGUGCUGGACUUUUAGCCUGUAUAUUUCUGCCCAAAUGUUAUACAAUACUACUUAGGCCAGAAAUUAAUAUGAAAAAUAAUAUACUUGGAAACAAAUAUAAAUAAUAUUGAAACCACCAUAACAGGACAUAUAAACCCAUAAAAAAGUUAUCUGUGGACAGCAUUUUUGAAAUCUAUAAACACCUGCCACUUCACCC
Molecule: messenger RNA, 632 nt
Organism: Xenopus laevis (African clawed frog)
Lineage: Eukaryota; Metazoa; Chordata; Amphibia; Anura; Pipidae
Product: vomeronasal type-2 receptor 26-like
Exons: 1
Source: RefSeq, a predicted model, not a curated record